CUCCAACUCCACUCCUUGUUUCUUUUUGUGCCCAUAUGACGUACCAAGUCGUCCCUGCAGUCGCGCGCACUGUCUCUUCAGCAAGCGCAAACGAGGCUCGCGCUCGCGUCCUGUCGCUCUACCGGGCGUGGAUGCGCGAGGCACCAGCAUCGGUCGAAAAGUACGCGCUGGACCUGCCCGUGUCGCAGGCAAAGGCCAAGGUGCGCGAGCUCUUCCGCGCCAACGCCGGCAUCACCGACAUCAAGAUAAUAGACCUGCUUGUCUUCAAGGGCAAGCAAAACCUCGACGAGGCACACAACGUGUGGAUGCAAAAGACUCACAUCAUGCGCUUCUUCCCCGAGCUCGGAUCGCAGCCGCCCGCAGAGAAGAAGACCGGCUUCUUGGACCGCUUCUACGCCGGCCACGAUUGAUUUUUUUGGCCAAGGUUUGACUUUGUCGACUCGUUGAUCUUUGCGCGCGCACUUUGCAGAUUGUGUUAUUUGUCGUCUUUCUUUCCUCUUCUCUUCCCUUGUGGUGUGCAAAGUGCGAUCUGUACCGGAUGAAGCAACGUUUAUGUCAAAGCACGUUCCUGAAUUCUUUGUUUCAUUUCUCAAUCAAGUCGAGGUUUGUUCAUUGAUGUAUAUUUUUUGGUUGAGGCACCAGUAC
Molecule: messenger RNA, 645 nt
Organism: Capsaspora owczarzaki ATCC 30864
Lineage: Eukaryota; Filasterea; Ministeriida; Capsasporidae
Product: NADH dehydrogenase 1 alpha subcomplex
Exons: 2
Coding region: 36-410 (124 amino acids)
Biological process (GO): response to oxidative stress
Source: RefSeq, a predicted model, not a curated record